GUAACCAGGGGCACAGACAGGUGUCGCGGAAGUUUACACUUGCAGAGGCGCAUCCCUCCGCGUCUUUUUGUCAUUAUCUGGGAUAACGUGAAAGAAGCUGUCACUGGCGGUCAUCCGGCACCCACUGAUCUUCUGGUUGUCCCAGCCUCGUCCCCCCGAGCAGAGCCUGUGCCCCUCCUUGUCCUCCUCUUUUGGACCAGAAGCAGCAGCUCAGUGUGGCGAGGCCAGGAAAGAUGGGCAGGAAGCUGGACCUGUCAGGCCUGACGGAUGAUGAGGCGGAGCACGUCUUGAAAGUGGUCCAACGCGACAUGAAGCUGAGAAAGAAGGAGGAGGAUAGGCUGAGCGAGAUGAAGCAGGAGCUGGCGGAGGAAGGCAGCAGAUGCUCCAUCCUCUCCAAGCAGCACCGCUUCAACGAGCACUGCUGCAUCCGCUGCUGCUCGCCCUUCACCUUCCUUCUCAACCCCAAGCGCCUGUGCCUGGACUGCCAGUACAACGUCUGCAAAACCUGCUGCACCUACAACAACCGGGACAAAGCGUGGCUCUGCUCCACAUGCCAGAAGGGCAGGGUUUUAAGGACGCAGUCGCUUGAAUGGUAUUACAACAAUGUGAAGAUUCGCUUCAAGAGGUUCGGCAGCGCCAAGGUUUUAAAGACUCUGUACAGAAAGCACAUUAUAGAGAGAGGAGCACUCUCUGAACUCCCAGAUAGCAGCGUUCACGAGGGAAGCACCGGCAACGACAACGAUGGCAGCAUCUGUGGCAGCGACUCUGCUUUCUACAGACAGAGUGAAGGACACAGCAUGGCAGAGACGCUCACAGUCGCCCUGCGUGUUGCUGAGGAGGCAAUAGAAGAGGCCAUCGCUAAGGCAGAGGAGUUCAGUGACAGCUUGGAGAAGCAGAAUGAGGCUCGGUAUCUACGGGACCACAAAGAGGAGCUUAUAGAGGAACUCGCCACAACCAUUGUACAAAAAAUCAUCCAGAGGAGGAAGCGCUCAGAGAUGCAGACAGAGUAUGACUUUGUCUGGCCUCAGCCUCAGUCCAUGAUCCCGCCCGAUGAACUCCCCUCUCCGUCUCAGACGCAAACCUCUUCUCAAGGAGCACAGGACACUUUCAAGAACUCCUACACCCUCUGGCGAUCCCGGUCAGCGUUCUCCCUCACCAGUGACGACUCGCCAGAGAAAGUCCCUGAAAACGAAGGAGCAGGAGCGAGAGGUAACCUGCAAAAUUACGCAUCCCUGAAAAGAGAGGGCAAGGCCACUUCUCUGCCAAGCUGGAGGAGUGUCGACCGCCUGGACAACUCCAGUGCAUCCUCAGUGCUUCACAGCCCGGAUGGUAACUGGAUCGCUCUGCACAGCUCUCAGCUGUCUCGUCCCAGCCUGCUAACCAAGAGGAAGAGCCUUGUGUUCAGCGUGUUGGAAAAGGAGUCUGGCGUCGUCUCGGCCUACGAUGAGAUGGGAUCGGACUCUGAGGAGGGCGACGAAGGCUGCUGGGGCGUAGCGCUGAGACAGUUCCGCCGCAAGCUGUCCGACGAUACGUACUACACGGACUCGCAGCACGACCCAGAGUGGACGUACACGCAGCACCUCCCCAUCACCUCUCCAUCCUCAGGCCAGUUCACCAACACAGAGACUCUUAACUCGGACUCAGAGGCUUCGUCGGUUCUGUCUGCGUGUCCCCGGAAACCUCCUCAUAACCACCUGAGGAAGAAAGGCCCGCCGGACACCCAUCUGCACCCUCAUAACCUCUACCACCAACACCUCCAGCAGAACUUCUCUCCUUACCCACACCACUCAGAGGCACUGGAUGUGAACUUUAAUCCUAAGGUGAUGGGAGACAGCAGUGAGGCAGAGGAGAAGCAAAGUGACCUCAUCAGAAGGUCACGGCGACGCAGGAAAAGCAAGAGGGAGUCGUCGUCAGAGCGGAGCAGGCCUGGAAGCCAGACUCACUCACAGACAAUCUACCCAUCAGUGCAGGAGAACGGUGGCUAUCUACUCAACGCCCUUUUGAAGAGGAGUAUGAGUGAGGAACAGUCAGUACCAGACAGUAUGCCAAUGGCCACAGCUGCACCAGAAGCUUUCAAAUUAGAUGCCAUGACACCCGAGUCGGAAGACUUUCACACAGUUCUCCAAAAUUCAGCUGCACUCAGCUCCCAACAGCCCCAACCUCUGGCUCUGGGUUCCCAGCAUUCGCCCAGCAGCCCUGGGCCCGUAGAUCCUCUGGAAGAAGAGCUACGGUCCAGACUCAACCAAAUGGUCAGCCGCGCCAACAGCAAAGACAGCAGCUCCUCUGAGGAGGAGUGCACAAAGCGAGCUGCGGAAAAACAAUUAGAUAACGAAAGUGACAGACAGAGAGAGAAGACAAGGCCGAAAGACACAGACAGAGACAGAGAGAGGCAGAGGGUUCUGGAAAGGUUACGAGACAGGAACAGCAUUAAGGAGAGAGAGAAAGCAGGUGACACAGUCAAGGUGAACGGAAAAGAGAUGAAAAGAGGUGAGAGACUAAUUAAGAGUUCUUCGGUGAGAGAGGAAAGAGUCGGGAGGAGAUUAGAGAAAAGGGUGGAAAGUUUGAAGGAGAAAUUAGACGAGCAAGAGCAAAAGAGAGGAGAAAGAAGAGAGCUGAACAGACAAAGCAAGAGACAACACAGAAGAGACGCGGAGAAGGAAACAGAGCAGAAAGGAGGAGCAAAAAGAAGUGGAUCCAGUGCAAGUUCCCCUGCUAUUACACCUUUAUCCCAGGAGGGGGUGCUGUCAGACAACCAGCAGAAGUACUCGGCUGCAUCUCUCUGCAGCAUCACCACAGAGGUACUGAAGGUUUUGAACGCCACAGAAGAGCUGAUUGGGGAGGCAGGAGGUGAGAGCUUCCCCCCGUCUGAGUCCACGUGUGCUUCUCCCGUGUCCAACAGUGCAGAGGCCCGCAGGCUGGAUCAGAGGCUGACCAAGAUGGAGGAGAAUGUGUACCUCGCUGCUGGUGCUGUGUAUGGGCUUGAGGGGGCGCUGGGGGACCUGGAACACUGCGCCCGCAGUAUUAACAGUGGAACCACAGACACGGAGCUGGCCUUCUUGGAGGACCAGGUGGCCACUGCAGCCGCUCAGGUUCAGCACUCUGAACUACAGAUUUCCAACAUUGAGUCCAGAAUAUCAGCUCUGAAAACAGCUGGGUUGAAUGUGACUGCCUGCAAUCGCUUCUCCAAGUUUAAGCCAAAGGCCAAGCCUCAAACUUUGGACUCUUCACGCCAUCAAAGGAGGAAGCUUCCAGCCCCUCCAAUGAAAGAAAAAAUGGAGCCAGAGCAGCAGGUGAAAGCGUUUCGGCCAUAGUGACAGUCAGCAGCACAAGUCCCUCAGGGCCAUUUCAGAGCUCCGGGGACAUGGGGGCCCUUCAUCCAGUGCCUUGACCCAGUGUCCACCUCCAACUCCAGGCCAAGCAGGGGCCAACACCUGACCUGUGUGGCCCAUCAAGCACUCAGCCCUCAGCCCGGCAUGGUACCACAUCAGUCUAAUGCCCCACAGAGGACAUGACUGACCAUUUUCUCUUUUUCCACUUUACCCUUCAUUUUCACCUGCUCACCACAUGCACAACAACAAGCAAAGAUGACUCCACAGUCUCUGCCUUAAAAUCCGCUCACUCCUCAUGACCGGACAGAAAGAAAAAAAAAGAAACCUGUACAGACGAAAAUAACUCAUCACCUUUUCUAUCUGUUUGCAAGAGUAUUGUGAUUUACUGUACAAUGAAGAUGUGGAUUAAUCAUGUGAAACUCUCUGUGAUUCAGUGUCCCAAAAAGAGGCUGUAUUUUAUAUUGCAUCUUCUUUCAUGCCGAAGGACAUUUCAAGGAAUGGUCUCAAACUUUCAGCCCCUACAGAGCUUUUUUUUAAUGAUUGUCCAUUUUCACACACUCAAACACACACAAUUAUCUGAUAAUAAAAGAUCAUUUAUGUAAUGAUUGUAACACCUUUUUACAUUAUAACCAUUUUAACUGGAUUAUAGUGUUUAGAUGUGCAAUGUUUCAGGGACUCAACAGUUUUUGACUGUCCUUCCUGACACUAAAAUUGGUAAAUGGCACAGCCAAAAGUUAGGAAAUCUGUGUUCCUUUCCAAAUAGUCUAAAAUUAUAAUAAUACAAAUAAUAAUAAUAAAAAUACAUUUUGGGAAAGUUACAGUUGAUGAUGGAUACCAGUCUCUUUUCUGUAUGGUAAAAAUAUUUCCUGUUUGAUUGACUUAGCUCAAACUGAAAAGAAAAGGUAGCCUGGCUCUUUCCCAAAGUUAGACAAAAAAAACUUCAACAUUUUAACACAAAAAGGUGGAUUUUCAUUUUUCCCCUUAAGCCAGUCUCAAGUUGGCUUGCGCUCAUGUUUACAGGAGCCUGCUUUUUAUUUCCCGACACCCCUCUGCCAAAUGCUGCACACGUGUGCUGUGACUGGCCAUUUAUUUUGUGCUGUGAUUGGAAAGCCAAAAGAUAAGAAACAGAACUUUCACUCAGGAGACCACCAUUUGUAUCCCCAAGAAAAAAAGACACAUUUCACAAAAGGCCAUUUUCCUGUGAUUUCAGACUCAGGGUGGGAAGCUGAAAUGUUGUUGUCAUGUCUUACUGCUUUGUUUCAGUUUCUAAGUCCUGAAAAUCCAGACAAAGAUCAGGGCACGAGUUAAAAACUCAUUAGAUAUCUAUAUCCCAUCAGCUGCAAUCAGGACACAGUUAACGUUAGCUUCCUUGCUAACAUUUUUGUUUGAGAAUCACUGAUAUGAUGGAAAAGGUGAAUAUUAAUUUCAGAUAUUAACGCUCAUCUUAAACACAUACAGUAUUUAUAAGCCUGCCUUGAGGUAAAACUCACUGGAUGUAUUCAUGCUUACAAUGUAAUGUGAGCUAUGAAGCUCUCUUCAAGCUCCACUGUUCAUGUUGCUGUGUUAUCCAAGCAAGCAUUAGUGAAUCAAUGACAUUAGAUUAUUUUAAACUUUGCACAAGAUAAUAGAUUAUUUUAAUAGCUGACUACUUUAGUAACACUUACAAUGAUGUGUCUACUUAUUUUUACUUCAUGUUAGCAAGCCAAAAAUACAAUGUUUGAAAUAUUGUACAUUGCAGACGCCACUGAAAUUAAGUUUCUGGGUUUUUUUAGACCUUUUUUGGGAUCUUUGCCAUGCGUACAUUUGUUAAUUGGUUUAAAUGGAAGUGCUGUUAAAAAGUAAGGCUUCUACUUCAUUUAGCCACUUUUACACAGACUUCACGCUCCUCAGACUUCCACCCUGACUGGUUAAGUCACUGAAAAAUGGCCUCCGUGUGACUAAAGUCUAUGAUAAACUAGGUCAUACUUAAACCCAAAUUGAGAGCUGUGUCAAAGGAUACAGACAAUGCUCUCUAUUUUAUUACACUAGGAACUAAUGGCUUUCUUGACAUGAAUAAAAAACACAUUGAAUAAACCUACACCAUUCAAACUGCAUCUCAUCACCAUACCCUUUAAUAUUUUUACCAUCCAAAUGGUGCUUACCAAUCUCAUACAAUGUUAGCAACAUAGAACCCUGAAACACAAGACUUUCCCCUUUGUAUCCCAUCUAGCAUGCAGACUCAAGAGUUUGCAUUUUACACAGCUCCUCAUCUUACUCACAGGUAAGAAAGUAUUAUUCCAAAUGACCACAUAUUUGUUAAAUAAAUGUCAAGCUUAAUGAUUAAUUCAUAUGGGUCUUUCUCUCCAGUUUAUUUAGCUUAGAAAUGCUUCAGGUAACUGCCCAUAGACAAACAUAAAUAGGUGUAUGAAGAUUGAUACAUAUGAGAAUGCUAGAAAAACUCAGUUUUAAUCAAUCUAGUUGAGUCUGAAUUUCAGGUUUGGUCUGACAGCUUUCCCUCAUUCGGUAUUCCUCAACCCACAGUCAUUUUCUUCCUCUCUGUCUUGUCAUUUCUACGUUUACUUUCGAACAUUGUGGCCUUUUAUUUGAACAAAAAGUAUUUCACCCUUUGCUGGGUCAUGUUCAAACUUUUGUGUUGCAUUGAGAAAAUGCAUGGAGGAUUUUUACAUAAUUAAGCCUGAGGGGCUCUAUAUAUCAAAUGCCAUGAAACCAUGAUUUUGUUACAAGCAAUUUAUUUUUGUACUUAACUAAAUGUUUUUAUGCAAUACCACUCAGAAAACUACUAUUGCAAAUCGAAGGCUUGUUCCUCUCCUUACAGGAGCCCUCCGCAGUCAGUACAUCUGAGACUCUUGUGUGCAAAGACUCAAAGCACUUUCAGUGUUUGCCUGCAUUUGCCGUUUGAUAUUCUGCUGGUGAUGAUGAUGGUAAAUGUGACGAAAACACACCUGACAGAACACAGAAGGCAAUUUUGGAGUGGCAAGUACGAUUCAGCACUCCUUUGACUUUCAAUUUGAGAAUACUGCCUUUCAUCUUUGGCUAUUUGAUUUACUCUGACCACUUACAUUGCUCCAAAAUCUCAGAGAACCAUGCAUACAGAUGUCAAGUAGGAUUGAGAUAUCAAGAUGGACUCCUUGGACUAAAGGGUGUGAUGAUUUUCUGUAUGAAUGCUCUGCCCCUUCUCUUAGUGACCUUUUCAUCCCAGCCUUUCACAUCUCUGGUUUCUUGCACAUUGAUCAUGUACUUUUGUCAAUCUUGUUCUCCAGAGUUGUCAGUGUAUAAAAAGCAUGUUUCUGGUUUUAUCAAAAAUUGAUGUAAAAUUUCCCAAGAGAAGCACAGCCACAAGGGUCCAAUCAUCAGUGUCCUGUAUUUUUCUAAUGUAAAAAAAAAAGAAAAUAUUAACUCAUCACAAUUUGUUAAUAAAUGUAUAUGUGUGAAAAGAUGGAUACAAUAUAGAAUAAUGUGUGUAUUGCCCAAUCAUAAUUGAUCAAUCUCUCAGUGUUGUGUGCAAGAGGCUGUGUAUUAUUGUCAUGACUUGUAGGGCUGGAUUCACACAGGAAGUCUAAGUUUCUAUUGGAACUGUGUCCCAGAUACUCAGAGAUUAUGAAAUUCACGCAGAGCUAAAAAAAAUAAAAAUCAGUUCCUGUAUUUGUUCCUGUUUAAAUCCAGCGAGAAUGAGGCUCACUGUGCACAGCUCCACAGGACGGCCAUUCACUUUCAUGUGCAAUAGUUUGUUGCAAUCCAUACAACAUGAUGGGGAAAAAAUUAACAAGCAAAAAUACAGAUUCUCUAUGUGCCACAGUUCUCUGAGGAAAACCAUGUAUUAUGAAAUGAAUAAAAUUUGCAAACUUAAAAGUU
Molecule: messenger RNA, 7181 nt
Organism: Labrus bergylta (ballan wrasse)
Lineage: Eukaryota; Metazoa; Chordata; Actinopteri; Labriformes; Labridae
Gene: myripb
Product: myosin VIIA and Rab interacting protein b
Biological process (GO): intracellular protein transport
Cellular component (GO): cortical actin cytoskeleton
Molecular function (GO): myosin binding; actin binding; small GTPase binding
Source: RefSeq, a predicted model, not a curated record